Molecule: messenger RNA, 1469 nt
Organism: Arabidopsis arenosa
Lineage: Eukaryota; Viridiplantae; Streptophyta; Magnoliopsida; Brassicales; Brassicaceae
Source: the annotation of a GenBank genome assembly
UUUCCUUCUGAUUUGUAAGAGAACAGAAAAAAUGAAAACUUCACAUUGUUUUCUUCGUUGUCAUGGCUUAAUCAUUUUGCUUCUUGUUAUGUUUCUUUCAUCGGUUUCUAAUCUUGCAACAAAAAUCAAUGGUUCUUUUGAUGCAAGAGGCACUAAAAUCGACAGUGAUCCGAAACGUAUCUCCAAUUCAAAGGGUGGAGGAGAACGGGGCAAAGAAUAUCCUCUGUGCGGUUUGAAUAACCCGUCUGAGGAUGGUAUCAUAUAUGCACCAUUUUGUGAUAAAGGAUAUGUUUUUUCUCAGAUCAAAUUCGCUGACUAUGGUCAGCCCAGUGGUUCAUCAUGUGAAACACUUAAACGUGGAAACUGCGGCGCGCCAGCUACUUUGAGACUCGUCAAAGAGAAUUGUCUUGGAAAAGAACGGUGUAGGAUUUAUAUUACAGAUGAGAUGUUUGGGCCGACGCAUUGUAAAGGACCUGUUAACUUCGUUUUUUCUGCUAUUUCUUCGAAAAUGGACGUAAACUAUGAUGCAAGAGGCAUCAAAAUAGAAGUUGGUCGGAAACAUAAUCUCUCUGAUUCCAUUCCUAACCCUCGUAGUGAGUUUGGGAGUUAUCUUCCUACGUUGGGCAAUCAGAUUCCAGUUUGUCGUCACCAAAACAGGUCUAGGGCCCCUGUAUUGAUGUUUGAUUGCAAAGAGAAAGGAUAUGUUUUCACAAAGAUCAAUUUCGCCGACUAUGGCCAUGCAAGUGGUGAUUGUGGUAACUUUAGACGUGGUAAUUGCGGCGCACCCGAUACCUUGAGGCUCGUCAAAAAGAAUUGUCUUGGAAAAUGGCAGUGUAUACUUCUUUUGGGGAGAGGGGACGAGAUGUUUGGUCCGACACAUUGCAAGAGUCCUCCUUGUUUAGCUUCAAAGAUCGAUGUUUCUGAUGAUGCACGAGGCAUCAGAAUCGGCGGUGACCAGAAACGUUUUCUCACUAAUUCUCCUCAACAUGGCAAGGAACAUGUAGCGUGUACGAAUGAAGAACCUGAUCUCGGUCCUCUGACGCUGAUUUCUUGCAACGAACCUGGAUAUGUUAUUACAAAGAUCAAUUUCGCUGAUUAUGGCAAUCCCAUUGGUACAUGUGGACACUUUAGACACGGCAAUUGCGGUGCACGAGCUACCAUGAGGAUCGUCAAAAAGAAUUGUCUUAAAAAAAAGAGUGUUACCUUUUGGUUACGGAUGAGAUGUUUGGUCCGAGCCACUGCAAAGGAGCUUCCAAGCUCGCUGUUGAAACCACAUGUACACUAGCUUAGGUUUCAUCAUAUUGCCUAUAUAUAGAGAUAUCUUCAAGUGUUUUUUUCCAUCUUAUAAUCUCUCAAACCCGUUGUAUGAGCCGAUGUACUGAUAUCGAUGGUCGACAUGAGCGAUCAUAUGAGGAUUGGAAGUUGGUUUUUUUUUUGAUUAAGUUCAUUAAUAAGGUUUCUUUUUCUUA